AUGAAGGUGGAGGAGGAGGAAAGACGCUCUCCACACGAUCAUGGGGAUCCGUGUGUUCCCGAAAGCUUCUUUGAUCGCGUAACUCUUGCGUUGCGCGACGACUUCGAGCAUGAGCGGGACAGGCGUCUCCAAAUGGCGGACACUGUCUCGAAGCAUCGAGCUGAGUUUGCCUUUGCUCAACUUGAGAACGAGAGAUCUCUGACAUCUCUUCGUGACGAGAUAAGGGUAGCUCGUGGGAUUGUUGAUCGGUCUCGGGAUGAGAUAGCUGCUCUUCAGACCCUUGUCGAUAUCCACCAUCGGGAGCACAAGGCUCUCUGCGAGAUGCUUGAGCGCAAGGGCGUUCUUCAUCGGAAGAAGCAGCGUACUGAUGGUACGGCUUAA
This is a messenger RNA of Peronospora matthiolae, 381 nucleotides long. NCBI's taxonomy places the organism in Eukaryota, Oomycota, Peronosporomycetes, Peronosporales, Peronosporaceae. The record is from the annotation of a GenBank genome assembly.